Molecule: messenger RNA, 233 nt
Organism: Erinaceus europaeus (western European hedgehog)
Lineage: Eukaryota; Metazoa; Chordata; Mammalia; Eulipotyphla; Erinaceidae
Product: large ribosomal subunit protein eL38-like
Exons: 2
Coding region: 1-192 (63 amino acids)
Biological process (GO): translation; protein-RNA complex assembly
Cellular component (GO): ribosome; cytosolic large ribosomal subunit
Molecular function (GO): structural constituent of ribosome
Source: RefSeq, a predicted model, not a curated record
AUGCCCCACAAAAAAAUCAAGAACUUCCUGCUGACGGCCUGGCAGAAGGACACCAGUUCUGUUAAAGUAUUUAAAAAAAAAAAAGCCCAGUGUAGCAGAUACCUCUAUACAUUGGUCAUCACAUACAAAGAGAAGGGAGAGAAACUGAAGCAGUCCCUGCCCCCAGGUUUGGCAGUAAAAGAGCUGAAAUGAACCAGGAAUGCUGACUUAAAAUCUAUUAAAAGUAUUAAAGA